GCGGAAGAUUUGAUGUUGAAUUCGCUUGUUAAAAGUUAGAAAUGGGAGUUAAAAGGUGAUUUAAAUAUGUGGUAGUUGUUAAUAAUGAUUAUCAUAUAUAUUGACAUCAUCCUACUUGUUAUUUUGUUACUGUUGAUUUUAUUUACUUGCGGGUAUUGUACAUAUAGAGUGCACAGAUUGAGGCAGAAUGGUCAAGUGGCAAUACUAUUAAAACCCACUAAAGUUCUUUUCUCGCACAAAAAGGAAGGUGAAGCAGAGCAGCUGAGAACUGUCGUAGCAUACCACAACCCUCUCACUGGUGACUAUUGUGUUCAUAAGAGUCGGGCUCCCAGAGGCUAUAUGAAUAACAUCGAAUACCCAGAUUCACCGGACAGCGGGGUUUCUGAUGAAUAUGAACCUUUGAACUUGGUACCUCCGGCACUAGACACAAACCCACCCGAGAUACAUCAGAUUCAGAAUCCAGCUAAAUCACCGAUCACACCAGUUUAUGAUAACAGCGUGAUUAAGACGUGGAAAUGGGAGUAUACUGAAUACCAGAUUUAAUUACUAUAAAGGAAAUAACGUUUCAUGUGCUAUAUACAGUUUUUUUUAUGCCAAUGGGCAACUGAACUGGUGGUAAUCGAGCACCACCGCCAAUGAACAUUCGCAGAGGUACGUAAGGGAUAAGGGAU
Zerene cesonia (dogface butterfly) is the source of this 671-nucleotide messenger RNA. RefSeq lists its product as uncharacterized. The transcript is spliced from 5 exons. The coding region runs from base 85 to 543 and encodes 152 amino acids. NCBI's taxonomy places the organism in Eukaryota, Metazoa, Arthropoda, Insecta, Lepidoptera, Pieridae. The record is from RefSeq and is a predicted model, not a curated record.